Messenger RNA from Darwinula stevensoni, 861 nucleotides. NCBI's taxonomy places the organism in Eukaryota, Metazoa, Arthropoda, Ostracoda, Podocopida, Darwinulidae. The record is from the annotation of a GenBank genome assembly.
AGAGCUCUGACGUCGUGAGCUGUUGACGGAAACAUAGCCUACCGAUUCCAAGUGAAUCCUUCGCUGUAAUCCUUCUCGCCUGCAACCGGAUUCAAUACUUUCAGCUAUGGCAAUGUUUCCUUGGGGAGUGAGGCCUCGACGCGACUUGUGGGGAGAAAUGGAUCCCGUCACUCGCCUCUUCGAUCAACAUUUCGGCAUGGGCCUGCUGAACGACGAUCUCCUGGCCCCACCCACCUAUCACCCCUUCUACAUCAUCGCCAGGCGACCGAAUCGCGACCGAGUCAAGUCGGGCGUGAGCGAGGUGGUCAAUGACAAGGACAAGUUUCAGGUGAACCUGGACGUGCAGCAGUUCGCCCCGGAGGAGAUCAGCGUAAAAACUGUGGAGAACUUCGUGGUGAUCGAGGCAAAGCACGAGGAGAAGCGAGACGAGCACGGAUUCAUCUCCCGCCACUUCCAGCGACGAUACCUCCUUCCCGAGAAUGUCCGGCCGGAGAGCAUCCAGUCCUCCCUCUCCUCCGAUGGAGUUCUUACCGUUACCGCUCCCAAAAUGGCCAUUGAAGGUGCCCCGAACGAGAGGAAUGUUCCCAUCGUCCAGACCAACCAGCCGGCUAUGGUCAAAGGCGAAGAGAACCAGAAGGAGUGAAGGAGGAUUCUGAGUUUCUACCCGGGUUCUCCUCCUGAACGUUACCGGGCAUUAUGGACCAUUCAACCACUUUAUGGGUUUUAGUAUGUGUCGGGAGUGAUUCACGACUCUUGAUCUCUCCUUGGUCUUACGUGCUGUUUUUGUGUAUUUGUGUAUAUAUUUGUGUGUUCCUUUUGUUGGUUUUCCCUCCCAGUAUCCAAUAAAAUAUUUGCAUAGAC